This is a messenger RNA of Cynoglossus semilaevis (tongue sole), 1942 nucleotides long. It is a transcript of the gene ccdc93, whose product is annotated as CCC complex scaffolding subunit CCDC93. Bases 33 to 1865 code for a protein of 610 amino acids. The record is from RefSeq and is a predicted model, not a curated record. NCBI's taxonomy places the organism in Eukaryota, Metazoa, Chordata, Actinopteri, Pleuronectiformes, Cynoglossidae. The transcript has 22 exons. Gene Ontology annotation, biological process: Golgi to plasma membrane transport.
UUGACUUGCUUUCCGUAGCUGCUGGUGAAAUCAUGGCGGCGACAUGUCUUUUUCCCAGUAAGAAAACUGGAUUAAUAAAAGGAGCCCAGUAUGACCAAGAGGGGAAAUUUACCGAGGUGGAAACCAGAGAAGAUGAGGAACAGAACAUUAAGCUGGCAGAGAUCCUUGAGCUUCUGUUGGCUGCUGGUUACUUCAGAGCCAGAAUUAAAGGACUGUCAUCAUUUGAUAAGGUAGUUGGGGGUAUGACAUGGUGCAUCACCACGUGUAACUUCGGCAUUGAUGUGGAUCUUCUAUUUCAAGAAAACUCUACUAUUUGUCAGAAAAUAGCCCUUACGGAGAAAAUUGUUUCUGUGCUACCCAAGAUGAAAUGUCCUCAUAGCUUGGAACCCCAUCAAAUCCAAGGACUGGAUUUUAUUCACAUUUUCCCUGUAAUACAGUGGCUAGUGAAGCGGGCUAUAGAAACAAGAAAAGAGAUGGGAGACUAUGUGAGAGCAUACUCCAUAUCUCAAUUCCAAAAGACUCACUGGCUUCCAGAGGAUGAAGACUUCCUCCAGAAGAAGGACAAAGCUGUACUGGAUGUGUUGGGGGUCUACAAACCAGAAAGAAAAUACAGGAGACAGAAAGAUGCAAAACAAUUGCUAGAAGAAGAGUCAUUGGUUUACUCUACCCUUCUGGAAUAUGGCAAACUGACAGAAGGAAUACAGCAAAAUGUGGAAGAAGGAACAUCCUUGCCUACUGGUGACUCUCAAAUUGAUCCUACCGGGAUGGUACAGAUGCUAGAAGAAGAAGACAUGUGUACAGUCGAGGAGGGCAAGCUAACAGCAAGUGCAGUUGGUCAGAUAGUGGGACUGCAGUCAAACGAGAUCAAACUUAUUGCUUCGGAAUAUGCUGAAAAGCAAUCAGAGCUGAGAUCAGAAAAGAGCACUGGGGACUUUGGCUUUCUGCAGCAAUAUCGCAGGGUGGUAUCCUUGCUCAUGAAACAAAUCCAACAGAAGAGUAAACAACUGCAAGAGCUAAAAACAAGGCAUCUGGAAGUGAAAAUGGACUGUGAGGAGGCAAAGAAAAAUUUGGUAGAGGAAAUGGAACAUACUGAGAAGCUAGACAAAGAAUUUAAAGCUUUACAAGAAAUGGAGGGGAGCACUGAUAGUGGCUUGUAUGAGAAGCUUAGGGCUUUGGUAACAAUGAACAGGAAUCUAAAUCAACAGGAGCAAGAUUUCCGCACACACUGCAGAGAAGAGAUGGUCCGUAUACAGGCCAACAUUGAGGAGUUAAACAUGUCUUUCAGGCAUGAUUCAAAGGAAACAAAGGAGAGUAACCAACUGAUAGACAAACAGUACAACACAGACAGGCAGAGGCUUCAGAAGACGCGUCUAAUCAUGGCCCGGAAAAACCGGGAGAUUGCUGUCUUGCAGCGCAAGAUUGAUGAGGUGCCAACCCGAGACGAGUUGACACAGUACCAAAAAAGAUUUAUUGAACUCUACUGCCAAGUUUCUGUGACACACAAGGAAACCAAGCAGUUCUUCACCCUGUAUAACACAUUAGAUGACAAGAAAAUAUAUCUGGAAAAGGAGGUGAACUUGCUUAAUUCAAUCCAUGACAACUUUCAACAGGCCAUGUCGUCUUCGGCACGUAAAGAACAGUUUCUCAGACAAAUGGAGCAAAUAGUGGAGGGAAUCAAACAAAGCCGAGUCAAGAUGGAAAAAAAGAAACAAGAUAACAAAAUGAGAAGAGAUCAACUAAAUGAUGAAUACCUGGAGGUGCUGGAUAGACAAAGGAUCUACUUUAAAACUGUGAAGGACUUUAAAGAGGAGUGUCGAAGGAAUGAAAUGCUGCUGUCAAAGCUGAAUGAAAGGGGUGCACUGUAGCUGUCCCAUGAUUUUGUUGCUUACAGAAUAACUGUAUAUGUAUGUCCUUUUUCAUUAGAAACAAAUAUUUCUUUCUC